AUGUCGAGCGGGCUCGAGAAGUCGCUCUUCCAGCUCAAGUUCACGACGAAGCAGCUGCAGAAGCAGUCGAGGAAGGCGAGCAAGGACGAGACGACCGAGAAGGCCAAGCUGAGGAAGCUUGCGAAACGCAGGAGCUGCAACGAGGCAAGGCAACACGAAACUAUAGCUGCCACGACGGGCGCCGAGAUCCGCUACUACAACCUUCUGCCCGAGUCGAAGUGGGAGGUCGACCUUGCGCACCUCGAGUCGCAGACUGACGAGAACACGGCGUUCUGCAUCCUUAAGAACCCUUCGAGCCCGUGCGGUUCAAGCUGGAGCGAGGCCCACCUCCGCGACAUCGCCGCCGUCAUGAACCGGCACCAAGUCGUCGUGAUCGCCGACGAAGUCUACGCCGGCCUCGCCUGGAACGUCAUCGGUCCCCCUCCCGCUUCCGCCACUCAGCCCGCCGUCAAAGGCAAGUUCAACCGCCGCCGGUGGCUCGCACCGGGCUGGCGUCUGGGAUGGACGAUCGUCCACGACCCACUCGGCGUCAUGGGUGCCGUCCGCAUCGCACUCCGCAAGAAGGCCUUUGUGAUCCAAGGCCCAAACUCGACGAUGCAGCGCGCCCUCCCCUCCAUGCUCGCCAACACCCCCGAAUCGUUCUACGUCAACACGAUGGUCGAGCUCGAGCGCGUCGGAAAAGCCCUCUUUGACCGCCUCGCCCGAAUCACCGGAUUGAGGCCCUGUCUCCCGCAAGGAGCGAUGUACCUUAUCUGCGGGUACGAAGGUCUCAAUUUCGAAGACGACAAGGCGUUCGUCACUGCGCUUCACAAGGAGGAACGCGUGUUCAUCCUCUCUGGAGCGGCGUUCCGUUUGGAUGGGUUCAUGCGGUUCGUCACGACUACGCCGCUUGAAACGCUCCUUGAUGCGUGCGACCGUCUCGAGGCGUUCUGCGCAAGGCACCGCAAGGACGACGCCUAG
Messenger RNA from Rhodotorula toruloides NP11, 960 nucleotides. RefSeq names its product tyrosine aminotransferase. NCBI's taxonomy places the organism in Eukaryota, Fungi, Basidiomycota, Microbotryomycetes, Sporidiobolales, Sporidiobolaceae. The record is from RefSeq and is a predicted model, not a curated record. The coding region runs from base 1 to 960 and encodes 319 amino acids. Gene Ontology annotation, molecular function: pyridoxal phosphate binding. Gene Ontology annotation, biological process: biosynthetic process. The transcript has 6 exons.